CAUCUUCGGGGAUAUCAUAUUCGUUACAGCCAAAUAAGACUGAUUCUAUUGUCAUAUUUUACCUGUCUCACUGAGCUGCUCCAGCCAUUGGCAAUAUGUCUUCCGUACUGGGCGAGCAUGCGGAUGGUCGUGCGACCGAUACCGAGGACGAGGAGGAGAUGCUUGACGCUGCUAUGAUGGCAUCCCGGCAAGGUCAGGGUGGGGCCGACGACGAUGAAGAUGGCGACGAAGGGUUCGAAGAGGAGUCCCUGAGCGAAAGCUGGGCGGACAGCGAUGGCGACGGAUCCGUCGGCGCGAGCAUCCUCAACGAACUCAGCGAGGAGUUGUCGGACUAUUCAGACACCGGCGGCCGUGAGGGGGUUGGGGGCCGUGGGAGCAUCGAGGAAGUGUUGCGGAGGAGGUGCAACCAGCAACAGGAGAAAAUUAGGAGGCUGAAGGGGGGGACAAUAAAGAUGAGAGGGGAGUACGAGCGGAAGGUUAGACUGCUACGAGCUCAGAUCAGAGAAAGUAAUGCCCGAAUCGCGGAUCUUACAGGAGAGCGCCCCCCUCCUCAACCUUGGCAAGAGCUACUUCGAGAUUACAUGAACGGCAACGUAGAGCUCAGCUAUAAAGAUAUUUACAGGGAGUGCUGCCGCCAAGAGAACAUGUCCGUGGGCGCCGACAGCGUCCACCCGGACCUGAGAGAGGUCCGCCCGCCACGGCAACGAUCACAGUCGCCGAGCCGAGCCGGCCGGUCGCCGAACCAUGCUGGUGAGCAGCGCGCGCUCUCUUCCGGGAUGAGCCAGCAGCUCCUGAGCAUUGUGCUGCCGGACAUUUCCGUGCGGCCGCAGCCACUCACGGGGCGCCUCCUCGGGCCACCGCGACCCUUCCCCUUCGAGCGCCUGCCUACGGAGCUGCAGGCGCGCAUCUUCGCGCUUGUGCUGGUGCGGCCGGGUCGCCUCGUGCACUGCCUGUCGCGGCUGGACCGGUGGGAGCCGCCGGCCGAGGGCGCGUUCCCGGCUGUCGACGGGGAAGAGCCGAUGGACCCGCACCGGCGCAGCUACCUGCCGACGGGCUUCCACAUCGGCGGCGUGUCGUCGUCGUCGUCGCCGACGGCGUGCGUGGUGGCGCGGGCGCGGCGCCCCGACGCCGUGCUGGCGCCGCUGCGCGUGUGCCGCCGCUGGUUGUUUGCCGGGGCCCACGCCUUCUACGGCGCCAACACCUUCGCCUUCAGCUCACUCGGGGAGUGGUACCGGUUCUGCGCCGGCGUGGGGCGCGCGCGCGUUGAGCGCCUCGUUCACGUCGAGAUCGCCUGGCGCGGCAGCCUCGGCUCGCUGCCCCCCGACGGCAAGCCGCAGGAGAUGGAGCCCGCGGCGCUGGACGACGAGGGCCGCGCUGCUCCGAAGAAGCCACGGCUCCGCGUCGCGCCCCGCACGAGGGGCCUCACGUGGCUCGCCCGCGCGCGUAGGCUACGCACCCUCGUCGUGCAUAUCGACGAGCGCGCGAGCAAGCGCAUGCGCCGGUCGUACGAGAUGCCGCCGCACGAGGAUCGCGAGCAAGACUACGUGAGCCAGGACCGGGGGCGCGAGUCGCCGGGCGGGGAGGGCGAGGCGGACGUGUUUGGGCUGAUGAUGCGGCGCACGGCGACGCAGGCCAACUGCCGCAAGUUUCGGUCGAUGCGGACGGUGCACGGGAUCGACUACGUGUACCAGCUGCGGGGGAUGCAGUGGGUGCGGUUCGAGGAGCGCGACCGCAAGGAGGCGCGGCCGCGGCAGGCGAUCCGCGACUGGUCCUUCCUGCGCGACGUUAACACGGUGGUGACGAUACCGAAGCCGCCCGGGCGCGCGCGCCGCUGCGAGCUCGAGAACCUUACGCCGCUGUCGGGCCUGGCCGGCUGGCGCCCGACCGACGAGGACUGGCGCCUCGUCAAGAUGUUCUACGACGAGACGCCCGCGGGCGCCGCGGCCCAGGCGCUGCCGCUGCCCGGAGACUUCGGCUCGAGCGAGCCCGAUAUGCAAUGGGACCUGGAGUCGCAAGGCCGUAGCCAAAGGUCCACGUCAAGGGCCCCGUCUCGACGUGCCCGCGACCGUGGGCGUCGUAGAGAUGCCAUGCCUGGUACGGAGGGCAGCGACGACGAUAGUGAGGAAAAUAGUAGCGGCAGCGGCGAUGAUGAUGAUUCGGAGAGCGACAGUGAUGAGGACUGGGACGAUCACCCAGUCAGGGGUCUUAGCCCCCCUGUUGAUGCCACCGGCAGUAAUCCCGGUGCAGGUCAAGCUUUCGAUUUGUUCGACUCUAACGACGAGAGUGAAGACCCGUCUCUCCGCGGGCCAAUCUUUGCUUUCGACCCGGACGAGUUUACGGAUUCCAGCGUCGAAAUGGACACGGAUAGUGACGAAGACGGCAAUAGCGGCGGAUACGGCAACCACGACGACUCCGUGUUCGAUAUUUCCCAAGGUCUAAAUACCCACCAAUCUACUCUGAACGCAACCACGAUCCCGUCGCUCGGACCCUCGCAGGAGCACAAUCGGGUCAUCGACAGAAUGGACGUCGACGACGACGAUAGCAAUCGGAGCAGUAGCAUGUUCGUGCCCUCUGGCUCGGGGCCGAGUCUUCGCGGCGCAGACGCGGGAGCCACGCCGGCCAACAGGAGUUCAACUAGCGGGUUAGUCCUGUCUUCGGGCUCGGGCCCGGGCUUGAGCCUAGGGGCGGGAAGUGGGAGUCGUGGCCCUAGUGUCAUGGUCGAUCUCACCCACGAGCCGACCGGCGACGAAGGCGGCGGCAGGGUGUCGCAUGCCUCGCGGUCUAGUUCGGGGGCCGAGGCCGUCGUCCAGUCCGAGGCGGGGAGUGUUACGAGGGAGUUCAUCGACCUGACAAUGUUUGACGAUGACGAAUCCGAUAGCGAUAUGAGCAGCGACUCGUCCGAUACUGACCCCAGUGUGAAAUACGACGAGAGCGAAGAGGGUGGUGAGUCAAGUGUUGAUCACGAUCCCAGCGACGGCGAUAAUUACAGAUCUCCUAGUCACGACCCCCCAUUCCUAUCGCCGUCGCCGGCACCCUCGUCCUCGUCCUCGUCGAAGCGCAGCCGGGGAAGUGGCGCCAGCUUCGCCUCUUCCUCUUCUGACGAUGGCGAUGAUGAGGCCCCGUCAUCGAAGCGCAACAGGCACGAAGGGCCGCACGAAUCCGGGUUUCUGUCGGCGCUCCCGGGCCGCCUGUCCGGCCUCUUCCGAAAAUAGGCGCCUGCUGCUAGAGGUCCCUUCCGAGCGCCUGAGUGGCAGUUGGCUCGAGCAUAUGGCAUUACCACGUCCACCGUACCUCGUCUCUAUUUCACUAAAGAUAACAGAUUGAUCUCUAGCCCCGUCGGGACGACAUGGAAGCCUACCUACCCACCUAGGUAACUACUCACCCACCCCGUCCCGGUUCCCCUAUUUUAACCCCCGCUAGCUAAGGCGGGCGCUCAUAGUGUCGCUGUUGACACAGCACUCGAAUUUCCUCGCAUUAAAGGCUGUUCUUAGGAGUCAGUCGAGCACGCAUUCGGAGACAUUGGGAGGACAGAGAGGGGGUCGGUGGUGGGGCUGCGCUGAUUUUUAGUAUUUUGUUUCGUAUGCAGUCCUCGGGUGGAAAUAAAGAGGAAGCUAGGUUAA
Messenger RNA from Durotheca rogersii, 3620 nucleotides. RefSeq lists its product as uncharacterized. The record is from RefSeq and is a predicted model, not a curated record. The transcript is spliced from 3 exons. Bases 96 to 3212 code for a protein of 1038 amino acids. Lineage: Eukaryota; Fungi; Ascomycota; Sordariomycetes; Xylariales; Xylariaceae.